This is a messenger RNA of Glarea lozoyensis ATCC 20868, 786 nucleotides long. Its product is annotated as Acyl-CoA N-acyltransferases (Nat). The coding region runs from base 1 to 786 and encodes 261 amino acids. Lineage: Eukaryota; Fungi; Ascomycota; Leotiomycetes; Helotiales; Helotiaceae. The transcript has a single exon. The record is from RefSeq and is a predicted model, not a curated record.
AUGGCUUCCUCAAAUUCUAACUUCAAAAUUCUUUCCCAACCACCAGUCGGAAAAACACUCUUGAAAUAUGACAUUAAACAACAUCCCCAAUCACAAUCCCUUGAAAUUCCUCCAGUCUUCAUCGCCGCCGUUCAAGCCCGCGAGGAUGUAUUCGUUGCAAUGUACGACGAACUUACCUUUGAAAACAACCUCGACUACGACGACCCCAGAUCAAUCCACUUCGUCGCAUUCUCGAACACUCCAGAUGAGGAAGACAUAGAGCCAAACUCCAUCACCGACAUCCAAACCCGGAACAAAUUCGUAUUAAGAGCAAUUGGCACUCUCCGCUUCAUCCCCUUUCCCCAAUAUCAUCAGCACCCGCCUCCAGGAAUGGUCUUUGACGCCGACUCCCUACGAGCAAGCGCGGCUGUAGAGAAUUCUGCUGAGCUCUUCCUCGGAAUCCCAGAAUACAAACCAGACCGCCCAACGAAAUUUCACGACGGCAUCGAGGCGUACAUUAAAGUAGGUCGGAUGUGCGUGAUCAAGGAGUGGCGUGGGAAGGGCGUGAUGGAUGAGUUGCUACGCACUGGGUAUAAAUGGUUAACUGAGAAUAAGGGGUGGACGACGGGGACUAUUGGUGGAGAGGAGAGGUUUGGUGGGUGGAAAGGAUUGAUUUGUGCGCAUGCUGAUAUUAAUGCGAAGAGGAGCUGGGAGAGGAACGGGUUUGUGGUUGAUGAGGAUAUGGGGUGUUGGUGGAUUUUGGGGAUUCAACAUAUUUGUAUGUGGAAGAGGAUUGAGUUGGAUUGA